Molecule: messenger RNA, 1069 nt
Organism: Vigna umbellata (rice bean)
Lineage: Eukaryota; Viridiplantae; Streptophyta; Magnoliopsida; Fabales; Fabaceae
Source: RefSeq, a predicted model, not a curated record
UGCAUGAACUGGAAGAACAAUCAAAGGCUCUUGCUAGUUGUACAUUUGAGAAAAACACUUUAUGGGGAAAAGAGAUGGGAUUGCAAUAUGGUUGUUCAGUAGAGGAUGUUAUGACAGGAUUGUCUAUUAAAUGCAGAGGAUGGAAAUCAGUUUUCUAUAAUCCUCAAAGGAAAGCUUUCUUAGGUGUAGCUCCAAACACCUUGCCAGAAGCACUAGUUCAACAUAAGAGAUGGUCUGAGGGGGGCUUUCAAAUUUUGCUUUCCAAGCAUAGUCCAGCAUGGUAUGCUUAUGGAUUAAUCAGUCCUGGCCUCCAAAUGGCAUAUUGUUACUAUCACCUGUGGGUGUUUAUUUGCUGGCCAACUGUAUAUUACUGCAUUAUUCCUUCACUCUAUCUCCUCAAAGGCAUUCCAUUGUUUCCACAGAUGUCAAGUCCAUGGUUCAUACCUUUUGCAUAUGUGAUUCUUGGCGAUUGCUCUUACUGCCUGAUGGAGUUUUUGUGGUCAGGAGGCACAAUAAAGGGUUGGUGGAAUGAGCUACGGAUAUGGCUGUACAAGAGAACAAGCUCUUACCUCUUUGCUUUUGUUGAUACCAUCUUGAAGUCUUUUGGCUUUUCAGAAUCAACAUUCGUAGUAUCUGCAAAGGUAGCAGAAGAAGAAGUUUCCCAACGAUAUGAGAAAGACAUCAUAGAGUUUGGAAACUCAUCCCCAAUGCUCACUGUGCUAGCAACACUUGCAAUGCUCAAUUUGUUUUGCCUUCUUGGCAUGUUCCUAAAACAAAUGUUCAUCACUGAAGGGGGUCUCAGAAUGUUGGAUUCAAUGGCAUUGCAAGUUAUUCUAAGUGGGGUUUUGGUUGUCAUCAAUGUACCUGUGUACCAAGGACUCUUCCUAAGAAAAGAUGAGGGAAGAUUACCAAUAUCUGUUGCAGCAAAAUCCACAGCAUUGGCUCUAAGUGCAUGUGCCCUCUUUAUUUCCUUAAGUUAAGAUGUUUAAUAUUUUCAGUCUUAGUUUUCUUUUACUAUUGGUAUAUUUUUAGUCUUAUUUCCUUUUACUGAACAAUAAAAAUAUAUCGA